GUUACCGAAUUCCGAAGGAGACAAGGAACUCAUUUUUACAAUCAGGAAAAUGAAAGAAUUCAAAGAGUUAAUCCAUUCAAAUUUGUAUAAACACCUGGCAGUGAGGUUUGCAUAUCAUUCCACGUCGUUGAAGUCUCCCGGCGCCUACUACAAGAUCUGCCGGGGAACCCGGUGCCCCACGGACGUCUCCUCCGUGGAGGGCCUCGUACGCUAACUUUCCGGGUCAACCACCGCCACGGCAGCAGCCGUGAUACUACCAUAUUGCGCCAUCGACUAUUCACUCGACUCCGUGGGCAUCAUUUCGGGGCCAUAGCGCCGUCCCGGCUUGGCCCCGUGGAAACUCAAGAUGUCUUUAUAAGUGAGCUUCCAGACGCUCCCAAUUCUCAAACAGUAUCAGCAUCAGCAUCAUCUCCUCAAUCAUCAUAGCAUCUCUACAUUUAUUUCUUACUAUUAACCAAGCAUUUUCAACCUUCAGCCAACUCUAUCAUCAUCGCAAACAUGCCCGCCCGCUACGAAAGCUCUCCCGCCAGCCCGGAACCCCUGGCCCGGCCCCUGACCUUCCCCUUCUCCGGCAAGACGGCCAAGAACCGCCUCCUCAAGAGCGCCAUGGCCGAGUCUCUCGCGACCUGGAGCGCCACAGAGCCUUCGAAGAGAGGUAUCCCCACGCCCGAGCUCGUCGAAGUCUACCGCCGAUGGGGCCAAGGGCCAGACAACUUUGGCAUCAUCUCCACAGGCAACAUCACAAUCGAGUUUGAGGACGUGAGCACCCUCGGCGACAUGAUCAUCACCCCCGAAUGCGCCCCCGAAGAAGGCGACGCCCGCUUCGAGGGCUUCAAGGCCAUCGCCGCCGCAGGCAAGGCCGACGGCACCCUCAUGGUCGGACAGGUCAACCACCCCGGGCGCCAAGUGCAGAAGAAGAUUCAGCCGAACCCCGUCUCCGCGUCCGCAGUCCACUUGGAACCCAAAAUGGGCAUGGAAUUCGCAAAGCCCCGUGAAGCCACCAAACAGGACAUUGCCCGCUUCAUCGAAGGCUUCGCCCACGCGGCAGCCUACCUCGAGAAAGCAGGCUUCGACGGCAUUCAGCUGCACGCCGCGCACGGGUACCUCAUCGCGCAGUUCCUCUCGCGCACGACGAACCGCCGCACCGACGAGUACGGCCCGCAGACGCUCGAGAACCGCACCCGGUUGAUUGCCGAGAUUGGUAGGGCCGUGAGACAGCGGACGUCGCCGGGGUUCAUUCUAGCUGCCAAGAUCAACAGCGUCGAGUUCCAGGAGGGCGGGGUGACGACUGACGAGGCGAGGGAGAUGAGUGCCUUGCUCUCCGGGCUUGGGUUUGACUUUUUGGAGAUUUCUGGGGGCACGUACGAGGCUUUGGGGAUGAGCUGGGAGAAGGAGAGUACGCGCAAGCGGGAGGGCUUCUUCCUCGAGUUUGCGGACACGGUUGUCAAGGGGCUCGGCGAGGACGCGGCGGCGCGCAAGACCAAGGCGUACAUUGUCGGCGGGAUGAGGACGAUCGGCGCGAUGGUGAAGGCGCUCGAGGUUGUCGACGGGGUCGGGCUGGGACGUCCCGGCGCGCAGGAGUUCCGGUUCGGGUCGGAGUUGAUCUCGGGCAGGGUGCAGGGCGCCGUGCAGCCUGUUGAGAUGGUUGAGAAGGAUUUCGGGAUGGGGUUGACGAUGGCGGCGGCGCAGAUUCAUCAGGUUGGGCGGGGCGAGGAGCCGUUUGACGCGAGCGAUGAGGGCGCGGUGGGGAGGUUUGCGCAGGAUAUGCAGGCUUGGUAUGGGGAUUUGAUUGCUGAUGGGGAUAAGCUGGAGCAUUAUGGCGCCGUCAAGUAUUCGGGCGAGACUCUGCCUUAUGGGGAGACCUCCAAGGCCCCAAAAAGAGUGGUAGAGUUGGAGAGCCGGUUGGCAAAGAUAGAAGAACAGCUGCAGCGCGCACUGGAUGCGAAUAUUCGCCUCUCCAGCCAAGUUCCGGCCUCAGCAUCGGUACCAGCACCCGCACCAGUCCAAUCCGCACCGAUUACAGACACCAUCGAGUUGCCAUUGGACAGUGCCGGCGACUCAACCGACAGCACCGAGUUCAUCAACGCCUUUUCGUGCAGCGAGAGUCCGAGCGAGUGGGUGGUCGAGCCGGAGAAGCCAAAGUUACCGCCGCUGGAGGAAGUCACGCCCGUUAUCGACGAGUUCUUCAACCGCUACAACUCCAUCAUGCCGCUCUUUGACCAGCCGACCUUUAUGCGCAUGCUCUCCGACUGGUAUUCGCCGUCCUCGAAUCACUCCUCCGCUGCAUGGGCAGCCAUCAACAUUGCCCUGGCGUUGGGGUAUCGGUGCACGUUGAAGGAGUCGGGCAACCUGGAUGCCCUGGUGGACGAUCAGAAGGUGCUGCACCACAUGCGCAACGUGCAGUCUGUUGUGUCCGACUUGGUGACGCGUGAGGAGGAUUUACUAGGCAUCCAAGUCCUCGUGGGCAUGGUCGUUCUCUUCCAAGGUACAAAAGAUCCCAAGCCGGCCUCGGUCCUCAUCGGGACGGCUAUCCGGCUUGCGCACCGGCUGCACCUCCACGACAAGGAGUCCCUCCAGUACUUUUCGCCCGCGGUCGCCCGGCAGAGGUCGCGGGUCUUUUGGCUUGCUUACUGCAUGGACAAGGACAUCAGUCUGCGGUCCAAGACGCCUUCGUUCCAGCUGGACGCGGAUAUCGACCUGCCCCUGCCGGAGCUGGACCCGGACGACGGGGCGGGCGUCAUGGCUGCGUCGAACGGCAGCAAGUUCAACUUCUUCCGGGCGAGGGUCGAGCUCAGCCACAUCGCGGGGAAAGUGUACGAUCUCCUAUACAGCACGAGGUCGCGCAAGGUGGCAAAGUCGGAAGCGCAGCUGCGGGUGACGCGACUGGAAGAGAUGCUCGAGACGUGGCGCCGCAAUGUGCCGGCCGAGUUCCAGCUCACGUCGCUGCUAGAGUACGCCGAGCCGCUUCCCACGGUGCACCUUUCGCUUCUCUACCACAACUAUUUUGUCAUCACGGUCAUGGUCCACGGCAUCUACUCACACGACGCGGAUUGGGUGCAGAGAAUUAGCUCGUACGGCCGGGCGACGAUACAAGACCUGGAUGGUAUAGGGCAAGGAAACAGCAGGCAGAACUCGCCGUUGCCAACGGGGUGGGCAAAGUGCGUGGAGCUCAGCCGGGACUGCAUGAAUCUGUUUGUGGAGUCGCCAAAGACGGACUGCAGCAUCUGGUCCAAUGCGUGCGCGCACUUUUCGGGGCUCAUCAUUAUCCUAUCCAACAUGUUUGUUUUCCCAGAAAACCCGAAUAUACCAGCGGACAAGGAGCUCGCGGAACAAGCGAUGCAGCUGUUUGAUAUGAUGCUGCGUCUCUCUGCAAACGAAGAUUUUCGCAGGCUGUACGAGGUAGUCAAGGAGCUACACCGGCGGGCGAUGGCAACUGUGGAUAAGGUUGCACGUAAGAGAGAAGAGCAAGCGGCUGCGGCUGCGGUGGUGGAGGUAAUGGACAGUACGCUGCCUUUUGGGAUGCAAUUCGAGGAGGAUGUGAGUUUCUUUGAGGGCGCAGGCAUGAUGGACUUUACAGGGGCUUUUGCUGGGGGUAUCAUGGAGGAGUCACCAGUGACUGUGGAUUCUGAGGCGGGAGACACGUUGGAGGCCGGAGGUUUCCAGGGAGAUUUGGGUCGUGCUGCUGCGACGGUUGGGCAUAGCCAUUAUUGA
Messenger RNA from Colletotrichum scovillei, 3711 nucleotides. RefSeq names its product NADH oxidase. The coding region runs from base 499 to 3711 and encodes 1070 amino acids. The transcript is spliced from 4 exons. Gene Ontology annotation, molecular function: FMN binding; DNA binding; oxidoreductase activity. The record is from RefSeq and is a predicted model, not a curated record. Gene Ontology annotation, biological process: DNA-templated transcription. Lineage: Eukaryota; Fungi; Ascomycota; Sordariomycetes; Glomerellales; Glomerellaceae.